This is a messenger RNA of Phragmites australis (common reed), 1330 nucleotides long. Its product is annotated as NAC domain-containing protein 67-like. Gene Ontology annotation, biological process: regulation of DNA-templated transcription. NCBI's taxonomy places the organism in Eukaryota, Viridiplantae, Streptophyta, Magnoliopsida, Poales, Poaceae. Bases 293 to 1174 code for a protein of 293 amino acids. The record is from RefSeq and is a predicted model, not a curated record. The transcript is spliced from 2 exons. Gene Ontology annotation, molecular function: DNA binding.
GCCUCGCCGUGUCCCCAACCAUCGCGAGUCGCGACCCUCGCGUUGUCCUUCCCCGUCCGUCCGCUACCCCUAGCCGCCGCCGCCCCCGAUCCCACCUCGCCUCGCCCCCUCCCUUUGACUCCCCAACCCCAGGAAGCUUCCACGCCUUGACCCCCCUCCUCUCCUAUUUAUCCCCCUCCCCCUCCACUCUCCGCCUCCCCAAGAACCACUUCACUCCAUUUCACCAGCCAACCACCGCAAGAACCCACGAGGUCGAGUCGCGAGGAGGCAAGAAACGGAUCAAGAAGCGGCAAUGGUGGCCACCGCGGCGGCGCAGCGUCGUGACGCGGAGGCGGAGCUGAACCUGCCCCCGGGCUUCCGCUUCCACCCGACGGACGAGGAGCUGGUGGCAGACUACCUCUGCGCGCGCGCCGCCGGCCGACGACCGCCCGUCCCCAUCAUCGCGGAGCUCGACCUCUACCGCUUCGACCCCUGGGACCUCCCGGAGCGCGCCCUCUUCGGCCGCCGCGAGUGGUACUUCUUCACGCCACGGGACCGCAAGUACCCCAACGGGUCCCGGCCCAACCGCGCCGCCGGGACGGGGUACUGGAAGGCCACCGGCGCCGACAAGUCCGUGGCGCACGGCGGGCGGACGGUAGGGAUCAAGAAGGCGCUCGUGUUCUACCACGGGAAGCCGCCGCGCGGGGUCAAGACGGAGUGGAUCAUGCAUGAGUACCGCCUCGCCGACGCCGGCGCACGCGGCGCCGCCAGCAAGAAGAAGGCAAGCACCGGCUCGCUCAGGCUGGAUGACUGGGUGCUGUGCCGUCUGUACAACAAGAAGAACGAGUGGGAGAAGGUGCAGCAAGUGAAGGAGGAGAAGGAGAUGGAGACUUCACAUUCGCACUCACACUCGUGCGGGGACACGCGCACGCCGGAGUCAGAGAUCGACAACGACCCGUUCCCGGAGCUGGGCUCCCUGCCGGCGUUCGACGACAUGGGGCCUGCCGCCGCCAUCCUGCCCAAGGAGGAGGUGCAGGAAAUGUACGAUCUUGGCGGCGACGACUGGCUCUCGGGGAUCAACCUCGAUGACCUGCAGGGCAUCGGACCGCUGCCGGGUGACGUCAACUUCUACGGCUCCAUGCUCGUGUCGCCGAUGGCGGCCAAGACGGAGCAGAACGGCGGCCUCUUCUUCUGAGCUCUUCUCAUCCGAGUAGGGAUGCAACUGUGUAUAGUUUGUUCAGAAUUCAGAGGGAAAAAAAUUAGUUGAUUGCACUGGUGUAGUGCAGUAUUACUGUAGUCUGGAGGUGAAUUAAUUGACAAAAUAAUAACAUUCAUUUCUUCCUGGUGUAAA